Messenger RNA from Fragaria vesca subsp. vesca, 1359 nucleotides. Its product is annotated as F-box/LRR-repeat protein At3g26922-like. Lineage: Eukaryota; Viridiplantae; Streptophyta; Magnoliopsida; Rosales; Rosaceae. The record is from RefSeq and is a predicted model, not a curated record. The transcript is spliced from 3 exons. Gene Ontology annotation, molecular function: protein binding. Bases 1 to 1359 code for a protein of 452 amino acids.
AUGGCGGGAGAGACGAGCAGUCAAGUCCUCCUCCUCCACGCCAAACGCCUCCGCAGAAGCCUCAACGACCUCCCGGACGAGAUCCUCCUCCACAUCCUCUCCUUCUUCCCCACCGUCGACGCCAUCACCACCUCCCUCACCUCCCGAAAAUGGCGACUCCUCUGGUCCCUCGUUCCAUCCUUGAACUUCUCCUACGAGCUCUUCCCUCUCGCCGGCGACUCGUAUCCUGACACGACUCAGGUCGAGUUUUUCGCCGACUUCGUUAAUCGCACUCUCAUUCUCCGCCCCGACUCCCACAUCCACACCUUCCGCCUCUCCUUCAUCUUCGAAGACGGCUACGAACUCCAUGUCAACUCUUGGAUCCGCUGCGCCGUGACACGCCUCAAGGCGCGUGAGCUCCUCAUCGACUUGUUCAUCAACGAAAGCUACCACGGUCGACAUAGCUGGUAUUAUGAGUUUGAUUUCUCGUUGCUGAGAUAUGGACGUGUAGAAGUAUUAAGGCUUACCAAUUGCUUUCUCUCAUUGAAGACCAACAUGUCCACCAUGAAUCUCUGCUCAAUGCGAUCAAUCUAUUUUGAACGAGUUGAUCUGACGGAUCAGAUGGUCCGGGAUUUGAUUUCCGGGUGUCCGAAUCUCGAGCAGUUGGAGCUCCGGAGCUGUGUGAGGUUGAAGAAUUUGGUUAUAAGUAGCAGUAGGAUUAAGAAGCUAGCUCUUGGGUAUGAUUAUGGCUCUGAAUCUAAGGAGAGCAUUGAGAUUGAGUGCCCAAAUCUUUGUUCGUUGAGUUUUAGUAACUGUAGUUCUGCUCAGUUUGUCCUUAAUGAAGCGCCGGCCCUGGUUGAGUUUCGUGUUGUUUUUACUCGCUUCACUGUUAAGUACUUUGAUUUGUGGAGUAAGAUUGUGAGGCUACUGGAGCAAGCGCCUCAUGUUGAGAAGCUUAUUGUGCAAAACUGGUGGUACAAGUUUCUGAUAUCAAAGGAUCCUUUCCCAAAAGAUUUUACGCUCAACAAUCUCAAUUAUUUAGAGCUUCGAACUGGUUAUACUCGAUAUGGUCUUGUUGGCAUGGCUGCACUGCUUGCACUUUGUCCCAAUGUCCAGACAAUGGUUCUUGACUACACUGACAAGACUCACAAGGAGAAUUUACUAGAGGAGUUAUUGAAUGAAGUUAUGUUCAACAUGCCAAAGCUGAAGAAAGUUACAAUCAUAGCAUAUACUGGAACACAAGUUCAAGUUAAUUUGGUGACAAUUUUGAAAAGGCAAGGGGUAAAGAUUGAACUUGUGCCAGUCAAUUUUGAUGAUAAUAACUCGUAUCCUCCUGGAGUUGAAUUUACAAACCCUCCCCAGAUAGAAUUUCUCCCAUGA